Messenger RNA from Pocillopora meandrina, 1254 nucleotides. Lineage: Eukaryota; Metazoa; Cnidaria; Anthozoa; Scleractinia; Pocilloporidae. The record is from the annotation of a GenBank genome assembly.
AUGGAAUUCAAAACUCUACUUUGUAACCUUCGUGAGGAGGUGUCUUGUUCAGUUUGCUCGAACAUCUUCACCGAUCCAAAACAGCUUUUGUGUUUACACAGUUUCUGCCUUAGCUGCUUACAGCAAUUGCACGGAAGAAGAAGCGAUGGAAAACAAGGCAGGCAUGGCGGAGACACGAUCAAAUGUCCGAAGUGUCUAGCAAUUAGCAAAGUGCCCAGAAGUGGCAAUCUGAAAGAUCUGCCGACGAGUUUUUAUUUAAACGGCUUGAUUGAUGUACUGGCCAUAAAAGAGUGCAAGAACAGCCAUGUAACGUGUGGAAAUUGCGAGAAGAAAUGCUCCGAAAGUUCUUAUUGUUUUCAGUGUUGUUUGUUUUACUGCGCCAAGUGCGAAGAUGCACACAACAUCAUGCGAAGUAAUAAGUAUCACCGCGUCAUGUCGCUGAAAGAGUUUCAAGACAAGGACUACGAGGAUGUGUUAAAACGGCCUGUAUUUUGUCCCGAACCACGACACAAGAACGAAGAACUGAAAUAUUACUGCAAGAACUGUAAAACAGCUGUUUGUCAAACCUGCGUGACUUUAAACCAUAAUGGCCACGCUUUUGAUCACAUAGAUGAUGAGGCCGAAAAACAAAGGGCCGAUAUUGAAGCCCUGAUUGAACAGCAAAAAAGCGAUUUGCAAGCAAAGCGAAACACGGUGAAGAAACUUGAGGCAGACUGCGAUAAACUGGUACAAAAAGGAACAACUGUUGCUAAGGAAAUAGAAGCGUUAGCAAACAAUUUGAUGAAGCUUAUAGAAUUGAAAAAGACAGAAAUGUUGAAAGAGGCAGAAGAACAGACAAGCAAAUCAGUCAGCAGUUUUAAAGAAGAAAUUGCUGAUAAUACCAAACACAUAAAAUUUAUGGAAUCAUGUCUAGGACAAGUUGAAAAACUUUUAUUAACAAGUACAAACACUGAGGUUGUUCAAUUGAGGAAGUCAAUAGAGACAAUCUUCAAGGGAUUUCCUAAGACUACCCAAGAGAAACACCUUUCAGAGUUUGGUUUUGUGGAAAAUAAAAAGCUUCUAAAUACUGUUCAAGCCGAAGAAAUCGGUUCUUUUAAUUGGAGUGUUCCAAGACAACCAGCUCGAGAAAGCCAUUCUGUACAUUGGAGGACGCCAAGUCAGCCACCUCGCCAGGCCUUCCCACCGAGCUUAAGUAAGAGCGACUUUGAGAGGCAAAGGAAGUUACACCAGACGAUGUCUCCUCGAUAUUUUUAG